Messenger RNA from Scophthalmus maximus (turbot), 1184 nucleotides. It is a transcript of the gene thoc6, whose product is annotated as THO complex 6. NCBI's taxonomy places the organism in Eukaryota, Metazoa, Chordata, Actinopteri, Pleuronectiformes, Scophthalmidae. The record is from RefSeq and is a predicted model, not a curated record. Gene Ontology annotation, cellular component: transcription export complex; THO complex. Bases 119 to 1090 code for a protein of 323 amino acids. The transcript is spliced from 12 exons. Gene Ontology annotation, molecular function: protein binding. Gene Ontology annotation, biological process: mRNA export from nucleus.
UCCCAGCCUGCCUUGCGUCACACUGACGUCAUAUUCCCGCGUCUCGGUUGUCGGCUCCUCUUCUCGCUCCGCAGAUCGUCGUCGUCGAUUCUCUGGAUCAUAACCCGCCCGGUGCGCGAUGGGUCCCGUCGAGCUCCUCCACAUGUCCGUCUUCUCUCAGAGCUUCUCUCCCUGUGGUCGCUUCCUGGCGGCCGGGAACAACUACGGACAGAUCGCCCUCUUCAGCCUGUCAGCAGCCCUGAGUCCAGACGCCACCACGCGGAGUCAGAAACCUGUCCUGACCUUCACCGCUCACGACGGCCCUGUCUUCUCUCUGGUGUCGGCAGACGGUCGCCUGCUGAGCGCAGGAAACGGCGAGGUCAGCGCCUGGAGCUGGAGCGACCUCAUCAAGAAGAACGUCAGAGCUCUGUGGACAAGACGACCAAAGUACAAGUCCAGUCUGGAGAUCCCCGAGAUCAACUCCAUGGUCCUCCAGCCCAGAGACAACAGUCUGGUGAUCGGGGGAGGAGACAACAACGUCCACAUCCUGGACCUGGAACACGGAGUUUUCAAGUCCGUCCUGCAGGGUCACUCUGACUACGUCCACUGUGUGAGCGUGAGGGACCGGGAGUCUGAGAUCCUGUCCGGGGGGGAGGACGGGGCCGUGAGGAUGUGGGACAGCAGGACGGGUCAGAGCGUCCACUGCGUUGAGGUGUACAAGUACGAGAGCUGCGCCCGGCCUCAGUACGGGAAGUGGAUCAGCUGUUUGACCACCGACUCCGACUGGAUGCUCUGUGGCGGAGGUCCGUCUCUGUCGCUGUGGCAUCUCCGCUCGCUGUCGCCGACCUCUACCUUCCCGCUGACGGGCUGCCAGCGACAGGCCGCCUUCCACCAGGACAUGAUCCUGGCGGUGGGCGACGGAGCGUCAGUGUCUCACUGUCUGCUGGCUGGAGAGGUGAAGGCUCAGAUCCCCUGUUCUCCUCAGAGCCUCAACACUCUGCAGCUCAACACCAACAGCUCCGAGCACCAGGUUCUGACGGUCGGAGGCAGCAGCAGCCACAUCGACGUCUUCACCAACCUGUCGUACAGAGCGUUUUCACUCAGCUUCUAAACAAAAAAACACACACACACACACACACGACGCUCUGAAUCAUCGCUACACAACUUUUUAUCAUUUAUUCUGAAAAUAAAAUAUUUUUGUUUUA